Ascoidea rubescens DSM 1968 is the source of this 4623-nucleotide messenger RNA. RefSeq names its product calcium channel protein CCH1 (gene CCH1). Lineage: Eukaryota; Fungi; Ascomycota; Saccharomycetes; Ascoideales; Ascoideaceae. Gene Ontology annotation, cellular component: voltage-gated calcium channel complex; membrane. The record is from RefSeq and is a predicted model, not a curated record. Gene Ontology annotation, molecular function: calcium ion binding; high voltage-gated calcium channel activity. The annotation marks the transcript as partial. The transcript is spliced from 2 exons. Gene Ontology annotation, biological process: calcium ion import across plasma membrane.
GGAAACUCGUUGAAAAUAUUUACGCCUAAUUCAAAAGUUCGUAUAUGGUGUUCCAAAAUUAUUAUAAAGAAUAAGAAAAAAAUGGAUUAUUUUAUUGUUUUUCUACUAGUGUUGACAUUUUCAGCUAUUAUCUAUCAACAAUGGAAUCCGGAAUCUCUGGGUUAUGUUUACUUGGAACAUUUUACUUAUAUUGAUUUUAUUUUAAUGGGAAUAUAUGCUAUUUUUGUAAUUGAAAUAGCCAUGAAAAUAAUUGUUUUAGGUUUAUAUGAUGAUUUUGAAACUUAUAAUAAAUUAAAGGCAGCGAAGCUUGAUCAUGAUAAUAUUAAGAAUGGGCUAUUUUUAAAUAUGGCGGAGCCGAGAAAUAUCAAUCACAGAUCUUUAAAAAUUAACACUUUUGUUUUUUCUCUGACAAAUAAUUCUCUUAAGCAAUAUAAUUUUCAAAGAGCUUUCCUUCAUGAUAGUGCAAAUUGUUUAGAUUUAUUUUCCGUUAUCUCAUUUUGGAUAUCCAUUCUUUUAUCAAUCAAUAAUUUUGAUAUCAAAAACAAUUUUUUAAUCUUUAGGGCUUUGGGAAUAAUAAGAAUAUUUGAACUUAUAAGAUCAACAAAGGGAAAUAUCAUUAUUUUACGUUCUUUUAAGCAUGCAUUGCCUCAACUUAUUGAUGUUUUUAAAUUCAUCAUCUAUUUUUGGGUUUUUUUUGCAAUUAUUGGUGUUCAAACUUUUAAAUCUUCUUUACGAAGAACUUGUGUUUGGGAAAAUCCCGAUGAUCCUGAUGAUACAUUCAACAAUUCAGAACAGUUUUGUGGAAGUUACUUUGAUCAAGAUGAGAACAAAAUGCCAUAUAUUCUUUCUAAUAAUCAAUCUAGCAAUACCAUAAAGGGUUUUACCUGCCCUAUUAACUCUAAAUGUGUUGUUGGGGCAAAUCCAUAUGAAGGAACUAUUAGUUUUGACAACUUAAUUCAAUCUUUUGAGUUGGUUUAUGUUAUUAUUUCAAUGAAUACUUUCACGGAUAUAUUGUAUAAUGUGGUUGAUUCUGAAUCGGAAGCAGCUUCGAUAUUUUUCAUUCUUGCAAUAUUAGUUUUAUCAGUUUGGCUAUUAAGUAUUUUAAUAGCUGUUAUUGUGACAUCCUUUAAAAUAACAAAAGAACUUGAUGAAAAAGAACUUGAUAAAAACGAAGAAAAUGAAAUAAAAGGCCACAAUAGCGCCAUGGUGCCUAAUGGUGAAAAUUUUGAUUUAUUAAAUUCUUUAAAAACAUUCAAUAAAUUUAAAAUAAUAUUUCUUCUUGUCAUUUUAGUAAAUUUUAUAGUUUCAUGCACUAACAAUAUUGACAUUUCUGAUUAUCAUAAAAAUGUUAUUAAUUAUUCUGAAAUUGCAACUACUGCUGUUUUAGAUCUUGAAAUUAUUAUAAGAAUUUUAAUUUACAUCACUAAAUUUCGUUUCAAAGAUUUUUUUAAAUCAAAAACAAAUAAUUUUGAUUUAUUGAUUGCAGUUACAACUACAAUAAUAAUCAUUCCACCUAUGAAGAAAUUAUUAGGUCAGCUUUACAAUUGGUCUACAGUUUUUCAAAUAGCUCGGUUUUAUAGGUUAGUGCUCCAUAUAAAAUUUUUGAGAGUUCUCUGGUUUAAAAUUAUUGGAAAAUUUAACACAAUUGCUCAUCUAAUUUACUUUUAUCUUUUUUUAUUGGUUGUCGUAUCCCUAUUUUGUUCAAGGCUUUUUGAGGGCACAAUCAGCAGUGAGUUGGAAGAGCAAGAAGAUAUCAAUUUUUCUAUGAGAACAUUUCUAGAUAAUUUUGUUGGAUUAUUUGUUGUUACAAGUACUGAAGGUUGGACUGAGAUUUUAUACAAUCUUCAAAUGUAUGCUAAAAAUAAAGUGGCAGCUGGUUUCAAUUCAAUGACCAUUAUUUUUUGGUUUAUUAUCUCAAAUAGUUUUAUUAUUAAUAUUUUCAUUGCUGUAAUUGCAGAAAAUUUAGAAGUAUCAAAAACUGAAAAAAAAGAACAACAAAUACGUCAUUUUAUUAUGAGUAUAAAUAAUACUUUGCUAGAUAAAAACAAUCAACAAACAAGUUUUUUUUCGCAUUUGAAAGACAAGUUUAAAAUAUUAUCUAAGCACUUUCCAAAUAUUUACAAAAUUCUUUUUGAAAAUCCUUUUUUGGAGCAAAGAAGAACCGAUAUUGAAAACACUAUUGAUCCUGAUAAAUUAGCCAAAAAUAUGGAUAUGGAAAAUAAAAUUAUGAGGGCUAGAAAACAAAGAUUUUUGAAGAAUAAUCCAAAUUUUAAUAUGACUCUUUUUAUUUUUCUGACCAAAAGUCCUCUCAGAAGAUUUUUCCAAUUGUUUGUGAGACCUAUUGGUGAGCGAUAUGAUGAAAACCAAAUGGAGAAUGGCAGAAAACCUAAUGAAAUACUACAUGCAUUGUUUGUUUUAGUAAUGGAUCUGUCAACUAUUGGUUUAUUGAUAACUGCGUGUUAUGUGACACCAUUAUAUUCUAAAGAUCAGCUUGAUGGGAGUAAAUAUAACUGGUCCUUUUUCCUUGAUAUAUAUUUUAUUGCUAUAUUUUCUUUUGAGUUUUUUGUGAAAGUAAUUGCUGAUGGAUUUUAUUUGACACCAAAUGGUAUUAUGCAAUCGCCUUGGAACGUUAUUGAUUUUUAUGUAUUAAUUUCGUUAUGGAUUAACUUUAUUUGUUCAUUAAUUGGAAAUACAGGUUUAGCGACAAUUUUUCGUGGUUUCAAGGCUUUAAGAACGUUAGGUCUUUUGAGAAUAAGUAAUACUGCUAAAGAAACCUUUCACAAAACAAUUCUUUCGGGUUUUCACAAAAUUUUAGGUGCAGGGCUUGUUUCUAUGAGUUUAUUAAUUCCUUUUUCACUUUGGGGGUUGAACAUAUUUAGCGGAAGACUUGGUCGUUGUAAUGAUGAUUCCUUAAGUCUGAGCGAAUGUUUUAAUGAAUUUAUGACUUCUCCUUAUAACUGGGAAUAUUUAGCUCCCAGAGUUUUUUCAAAUCCACCUCUCCAAUUUGACACAUUUUGGUAUUCAUUCUCUACAUUAUUUCAGAUAAUUUCUUUAGAAGGAUGGGUUGAUCUUUUAAUAGAUGUUAUGAAUAGCACUGGAAUUGGUUCUCCUCCAAAAAGAUUUGCUCAACCAAUGAAUGCUCUAUUUCCUAUUAUUUUUAUUUUUGUGGCAAUUAUAUUUAUUUUGAACUUAUUUGUUUCGAUCAUCAUUAACAACUAUUCUCAAACUAAUGGAACUGCUUAUUUAAUUGAGGAACAAAGGUCUUGGUAUGAGGUGAAAAAACUUUUGAAUCAAGUUCAACCUUCGAGCAGACCUAUAACAGAUAAUUUUUCUUCAUUUAGAUGCUUUUGUUAUGAGUUAGUUGUGGAUAGAAAAUCAACAAGACAUCGUUAUUGGAAUUUAAUUUACGAUAUGGUUUUAUUCUUCCAUGCAAUUAUAUUAGUUAUGGAAACAUAUCCUUCGAAUGAAAAAUUGGAUAAUCUCAGAUUGGCUAUGUUCAUGGGCACUACAUUUUUUUUUUUUAUCCACAUAGCAUUGGUAAUUUAUUCUAAGGGAUUCAAGAAAAGUAAUAAAUGGGAUUUUCUUUCUAUUAUUAUUUCUGUGCCAGUUUUUUUUCUUUGUGUUGCAUUAUUUUUUCUUAAUAAAGAAUCAGUUGCUUUAGAUAGGAUUACAAAAACAUUGCUCUUACUAGUCAUAUUGUUCGUGAUACCGAGAAGUGAAAAAUUAAGUGAAUUAUUGAAAUUUGCUUCAGCUAGUGCAUUUUCGUUAUUAUCUUUAUUUUAUAUUUGGGUUAUAUUAUUUUUAGUUUACGCAAUUGCAUUAAAUCAAAUUUUUGGGUUAACUAGAAUAGGUGAGAAUGGUUCGGGCACACAAAAUUUCAGGACAAUUCCAAAAGCAUUGGUGUUGUUAUUUAAAAUGAGUUUUGGGGAAGGGUGGAAUUAUUCGAUGCAAGAUUAUUAUGUUCAAAGCCCAUACUGCACAGAAUCAACGACUUUAUACGGCUCAGACUGUGGUAGUAAACUUUAUGCCAAUCUUUUCUUUAUUAGUUGGAAUAUUCUAUCGAUGUUUAUUAUGUUGAAUUUAUUUAUUUCAUUGAUUGUUGAUAAUUUUAGUUAUGUUUAUCAGGAAAGUGGUAAAUUGCAAUCGAUAACAAGAUCUGAAAUUAGAAAGUUCAAAGAUGCAUGGGCGAAGUUUGAUAAAAAUGCCACUGGUUUUAUUGAUAAGGACGAUAUUUAUAAAUUUUUGAGUUGUUUGGAUGGAGUUUUAUCAUUCCAAGUCUAUGAAAAUGAUUUCAAAAUUCCCCAAUUGAAAAAAUUAUGGAUUUCACAAAAUCCAAGGUGGACACCUUAUCAAUUUGAUCUCAAUUUGGCUGCAAUGAAAAGAUCAUUAAAUGCUAUUGAUGUUGAAGAAAUUCAAACCAGAAAAAUCAUUUUUGAAAGAAUCAUUGAAGAGGCAUUAAUUUAUAUGGAAGAAAACAACCACGAAGGUAUAUCAUUCAAAAAACUUUUGGAACAAAUUGCUCUCAAUUCAUUAUUUAAGGCCAGUAGAUGUUUAAUAUUGGAUGAUUAUCUUGACAGAAAGUUAUUACUAAGGAAAGUUGAUGCAAGAAUAAAAAAGAAAAGA